This is a messenger RNA of Bactrocera oleae (olive fruit fly), 5906 nucleotides long. NCBI's taxonomy places the organism in Eukaryota, Metazoa, Arthropoda, Insecta, Diptera, Tephritidae. The record is from RefSeq and is a predicted model, not a curated record.
UUAAUUCUUGACCGUCGAACUCAACAAGUGGCAAAGGACUUUCCUUUAUAUUAUAGCUAUAAGCAUCAAUGUAUACACGUUAAAAGUUAUUUCCCACAUAAUAUAGAAUAUUUUGCUGCCUCCAUUGAAAUUGAAGGUAUAUCAGAAAUUUCUUCCUUUUGCUACAUUCUGACGACAAUUUACAAAAAAACAAAUUUGACAAAACGAUUACAGAUGAUGUGGCGAAGAACGACCGUAGCAAAUUUUCAUAUAUUUUCCCAUCAAAUUAAGCUGAUUUUUUAGAAGAAAGUUAAAGAGAAUUUGCUUAGAAGAGUAAUACAUAAAAAGUGUUGUAUUCGAUAAAAACAAUGCAAAAUGUUUGGCAGACGAAAAUGCUCGGCAAUGAACUCUGCAUUAAUUUUUCUGGGCGUCUGCAGCAUUCUCCUGCCUACAAAUUGGGUAGUAGAGGGUCUUUCUGACUUUCGGCUUUGUGCGGAUCCACAAUGUCAAAGCAUUAUAUCUCAGGGAACUGGUAAGAUCACAUAUCGUGCAGGGCAAGAGGGGAUGGUGUCUUUUAAAAUUAACUCUAAAAUUCGAAUUAAGUCGAAAAGUGCUGGUAAAGAUCCUAGCCUUUGGGGUAUUGAUGUAAAUGGACGGGAAGGUUACGCACCAAAGGAGUAUAUUUUGGAAGAAAGAGUGAUAGUGAAAGAUAAGGACUUAUUAUAUACUGUACCCGUUAUUUUAACUGGUUCACAAACAAUAUCUUCAACUACACCACCAACACCAGCUGCAGUGCUAAAACCUUCAGAAAAUAUUCCAAUAAAAAAAGAAGAUGUGGAGAUAACCACCACAGCACCAUUAUUGCCACAGUUGGAAAUUGAAAAUUCAAUUCCUCUAACAAGUCGAGAUAGGGAAUCUACUAAGGAAGACAUAAGGCAAGCGACACCUGUGCAAUCUGAUAUUGAAAUUAUUGAUGGCACAGAAAUACCGGUUUUGGAAAAAGUGACGGAAAAAGAAAAUUAUUUCCUGCAAACCAGUUUAAAUUCUGAUAACCCUGAGAUAUCAGAAAAACAACCAUUUGAAAACAGCAGCGAAACAACAGAGGUUAAAGAGCAAGUGAAUAAACCUGAACCAAUAAUUAAUAAUACUGUUCAAGAACAGAAUACUUCAAUAAUUGAAGAAACAAAAGACAUAGAAAGAGGGUUACCUACAUUAGGAAUCGCAGAUGAUGAUGACAAUGUUGAAGAUGAAGAGGAUGAGGGGGAAGACUAUAGCGAAGAAGAAGAAGAUGAUCCCAUAAUGGGUAAAAAUGAUGAAGAGAAAUUAAAUUCGCUGGACAAAGAAAGUGAUUUUUUGAAUGUCAAAAAUUUCAAUGAAACCGAUGCAGAAAAUAAGCCAGAGGAUUCCUCAGAAAAAGAGAAAUCAAACUUACAUAUAAGUGAUCGCAACGAAACGCAUAAAAUUGAGGAAAAGCCUUCCAUCGAAUCAUCGGCCGAUAAUAUAACUGUCAUAAAUGAGACAAUCGACACAGAAACUGCAACGGAGAAGUCAGUUACCGAAUCUGUUACUUUGCCACAAAAACAGUUACUCAUACCGCAAGUAGAUCUCGCUGAAGAGUUUUCGGAAAGUGCAACUUCGAAUGAAACUGGUAAAGAAGUUCCUAGUGAAUUAAGUGAAAGGCUACCAGUUCCUAACACAUUGGCAGAGACUAUACCUCUUGAAACCGAGUUACAACCUAACGUUUCUAUAGAAGAUACAACCCAAUCGACGCCUGUAACUACGGCCGAGGAAAAAGUUGAUGACAAUGCAUCAAGUGCUGAACAUAAUGUGCCUACUUUACAAAUAUUCAAAACACCAACUCAAUAUCAACCUCAGCUUAAGUACAAACAGGAACAACUAGAACACAAACAUGUCCAUACGCACUCAGAGGAUCAACAGCAUACACAUCAGCAUCAUCCACAAGAUCAAAACCAUCAUCUAGAUCCGAGUACGCAGCAAAAUAAUAUUCCUGAAGCGUCGGAAGAAAUUACAACAAAGGCUGUGGAUGUAGAUGCAAGUCAACGGUCUGGAGACGAAGAACUGCAUACACCCUAUUACCCCAAACCCAUCGAUGAACAAAUUUUCAACCAGCCACCACUCGGCGCAUAUUCCUACGAAACGGUUACAGAAUCAUCGACAAGUGAAGUGAAAUCCGAGCAAUUAGAUACGGUAACACCUACAUUUAGUGAUGUUGAGCAAAGCAACGAAGUCAACGAUGCAUCUGAUGAAGACAUCGUAUCAAUAAAAAGAGAUAAAAUUUUCGAAGAGGAAACCACAUCCACACCCGCUGAGGAAAAUAGUAAAAACGGUGAUGUAAAUGUCGGCGCGGUAGAGGAAAACUUGUCACAUACAACGCCAGUUCCAUUAGGUGUUGAUACGGUAGAGAAACCAGUACCACAUUCAACACCAAUACCAGUUGAAGAAUAUGAAACAACAACAUCUGCGCCACGUCCAUCAAUAGAAGAAGAUAGAAUAGAGUAUGAAACGAAAGCAAAAACAUCUGUGCCACUGCAGCCAGUUGAAGAAUAUGAAAGAACAACAACAACAUCUGUGCCACUGCCGCCAGUUGAAGAACAUAGUCUGCCAGAGCAAGAAACAAAGGAGAAGGAACAGGGCCUAUUCGCUACUAUACUCGGCACUGUCAAUAAUUUCUUGUCGAAUGGCAAAAAGGAUGAUGUUAGCGCAGAGGAUGAGGAAUUGCAACGCAUACUCUAUCCUGAUCGAGCCAAAACAAAUAAAAAAUCAAAGGAGUCCGAUGCUGAGUAUUGUGAGAAGCUUUCACCAAACGAUUGUCCAUCACAAGUCUUGCGUGAACUAAAUAAUGCCGCUACAUCGUCUUCAUCAAUAGCUGGCUGUCAGUUGGAUCUAAAUAAUAUGUCCAUGGAUAUGUUGUUGACCGUGGCUGGUAAUAAAAUGUUUGAAAUGAGUGAAUUAUUGGCCUGCCUGGCGACAGUCGCGGUCACGUGCCUUUUCUUUUUGUUCGUGUAUUAUUGUUUCUGCAAUAGCAGUCGCGAAGGCGAACUGUUGGCCAGAUUGAAUGCGUUGGAGCGCAGCUUGCUGGCGACACACAAAGAAAAUGCUAUACUCAAAGAAGAUUUAAUGGGUACACGUAACAAAUUGUCGAGUAUUGAAGAUAAUUCCUUCGGUUCAAACGAUAUGGUUAUAGCGUUGAAGCAGGAAUUGGAGGACGAACUACUGGAAAAACGUCAAUUGCAAGAUCAAGUUGGGAGUUUAGAAAAGGAACUAGAAAAUGCAGCCGAAGCCGGACUGGAGUUGAAUAAAAUUGUUUCAGAGCUAUUGAACAAUCAGACCGGCGACGAAUCUAUUAUUAGCAGCGUUGAAGAAUUGCAAAAGCAGUUGAACGAACAACAAAAAACUAUUCUCGAUAUAAACGCUAAUUUGGCCGAGAAAAGCCGGGAAAAUAGCGAACUACAGCUUAUGAUUGCGGAGCAGAAUGCGCGUCUUAGCGGUGAAAUUGCAUCGCUGCAACAAGAUAACGACGAGCUCGAAGUGGAAAAGAGUAAUUUACAAACACGUUUGGAGGAAACGAAGAGAGAGUUUGAAGAAGACAUCACUAAGGCGCUGGAAGGCAAGAACUUUGAGAUAAAACGUUUACAAAGUGAAUUAGUUGAGAUGAGUACAAAACUCGAGGCGGAACACACGAAGUAUCAGACGAGUUUGGCAAAAGUAGAGGCUUUAGAGGAGUGUUUGCGUACAGUACGUAGGGAUCCCAGCGUGAAUAUAAAUAACGUUAUUGACGUUGCUAACGUAAGAGCUGAGCUAUUGGAUGUGCAAAAGCGGUACGCUGCCCUAAAAGAUCGUUUAGAUACAGAAACGGAUGCCAAAAAGUUGUUCGAACAGCAAUUACAGCUUUCUAACAAUGAAAAUGAGAAAUUGAAACACGAUUUCCAUCAAUCGGAAAAGGAUAAAUUAGAGGCGCAGACGCGUUUGGAAGUGUUGUCCAACUACUUCAAGGAGAAGGAAACGCAGCUGCAAAAAGAACUAAGUCUGAAAGAAGCCAUGUGGCUGAAGCAACAAGGUGAAACCACUAGCACCGUGGAUCGUGUUACCACAAUGCAACAGGAAAUUCAAGCAUUAAAAUCACAAAAUGAUGCCCUACGCGCUGAAAUUGAAGCUCAACUAGCAGCACACAAAGCGCAAACGGGUACUUUGGAGAAUCGCGCACAUGAAACAUGGCUAGCGGCACGACAAUCAGAACGUCGUUAUGAGGAGGCGCGCGCCGAAGCCACAGCGCUGCGUCGUAAGCUCACUUCCUUGGCUGGGGGCGCGACUGGUGAAGCUAAUUUUGAAAAAAUGGCUGCUGGUGAGUUAAAUAAUGCGAAUUCUCCCAUACAUAUGGAAUCGCCCGGUUCGCCGUUAUUAGGUAGACUGCCACCACCGCCAUUCCUGCCACCACCAUUCAUGGGCCCACCGCCACCUUUUAUGGGCAUGCCACCGCCAUUUGUGCCACCAGGAGAAAUGCGUCCACCGCCACUUGGACGUCUAAUGUCGCCACCACCGGGUGCUGUCAGCGGCGGCAGUGGGCAUUUACCACCACCACGCAGCAGCCGUUAUUCGCCUAACCGUACUGAUUAUGACGCUUAUGAUGACGAUGAGGACGAGGAUGAUUAUGUGGAUGACGAAGAGGAUGAAGACGAGGAAGAGCAGCGUAUGCGUCAACAUCAUCGCCGACGUGGUAGCGAUAUAAAUGGCAGUUGGCAUCGUGACGACUCAUAUUCACCACCGCCGCGUGCAUAUCGUUCACAAUCGCCCACAGAUAGUCGUUACAAUUACAACACUGAACGUGAUCUCAUCUCGACAUACGAUACCGAAACCGAUUUCGAACCAUCACCAUCACCAAGAAAACACGAACGACGCGGUGCACGAGGCUCACGUGCCGGCAGCUACCGAGGCUACUCACCACUGCCAAGUGCCUCCUCACCGUUGAACGUAUCUUCCAACAGUAAUGCAGGCAGAAAGCAAACCACCUCGGCAUUUAGUAAAGAAUUCACUUCAAUCAACAUUUCAAGAAUUGAAAAAGCUAUAAGAGGCCAUAUGAGUUCCGGUUCAGAGAAGUCCUACAAUGCACCACCACCACCACGACAUGGUGGCAAAAAGAAUAGCAAGUCGGCGGUGUAAGUGGUUUAUGGGAGCGUGUGCGUCGCACGUGUAUGCAACAGCUUACCAAUGGAGUUCAAAUGUUUACUUGGCUAAGAGUGGGAGAUUAAUAUACUAAAUAAUACUAACAUGUAGUUAAAUUAAUUGUUAUACAUAUACUUAACGGUGAAAAAGAUAAAAGCGAGCAACAUUAGAAUACCAACAACACGAAGUAACAGCGAGAAGAACACAGCAAAACCACUAUAUAUCCACACCAUACAUACCUACGUACUCGUAUGCGCAUCACAUGAGUACAUACAUACAUACAUGCAAAAUUUUGCCAACGAGAUUCCAUAUUACAUGCCAAAAAUUACGUAUUAACAGCAUUUCACUUAUGCACUUUUUAGCCCCAAAUUAGCUGCGAACAAAAAUCAUAGAAACUCUUUCUUUUUUCUGCAAAAGUUUUUGUUGAUUAAUAAAAAUUUACUUCCUAAACUAAAUGUUUGCCAAAAGUUGGAUUUAGUCACCAGCGCUGUGAUGUGCACUUUAACGACGUCAGCAAGCAUUUGUUGUAGUAGUGCUGCGCUCACGAAUGAACUACCAAAUGACGUUAGAGAACUUGAAAUGCUUUUUUUUUAUCUUGUGUAUAUGUAAUUAAGUCUAUGUUGUUAACAUAUGUUUAUGAGAGUAGUAUUUUAUUAAUUGAGUCCUGUAAAAAAUUCAUCGCAAUAGAAGGAACUGAAUAUCUGAUAAACGAAAAGUAAAAUAAAUACUUAAAUCAUAAAAUCGAA